AUGAAUACUACUCAUCAUCAUUCACAUCAUGAUUUGAUUGGAGGUGGACUACUUGAAUCAGUAUUAGAACAAGAAGGAAAAGUGUUAGAUGAACCGACUUCAGGACAAGCAUGGUAUGAAUUAGGAUUAAGACAACAGGCUAAUGAACAAGAAAAAUUAGCUAUUGCAGCUUUGAAACGAUCACUUGAACUUGAUCCCAACUUAUCGGAUGCUAGAUUAGCCUUAUCAAUCAGUUAUAGUAAUGAGAAUCGAAAGAGUGAAUCAUUAAGAGAGAUGGAAAGAUGGACAGAAGAUACGAUGUCCAAGAUUAACAAAUAUUCCAAUGUGAUCAACAUGAGUGGUUUGCGACAUAUGAAAGAAGAAGAAGAAGCAGAAGAAGAAGAAGAAUCGAUAGAAGCAAGAUAUUCGAAUUUGAUUGAAACUUUAUUAAGUUUAGCAAGAUUAGGUGGUAGAGAAGAAGGAUGUGUAACUGUAGAUGAAGAUUUACAAAUCGCAUUAGGUGUAUUGUUUAAUGGAAAAGAAGAAUAUGAAAAAGCAAGUGAUUGUUUUGGUACGGCUUUAUCGGUUAGACCAUCAGAUCCGAUUUUGUUUAAUAGGUUAGGUGCUACUUUAGCUAAUAAUGGAAAAGCUGAUGAAGCUAUUGAGUAUUAUUUGAGAGCAUUAGAACUUUUACCUAGUUAUGUUAGAGCUAGAUAUAAUUUAUCAAUCUCUUUAAUCAAUUUAGGUAAUUAUAUGGAAUCUAUUGAACAUCUUUUGAUUGGAUUAGAAACUCAGGUCGAAGAUCAAGGUUCGAGUGGAGUGACUAGUGAAGUACUUUGGCAAACCUUGGAAAUCAAUUGUUCUUUGUGA
Messenger RNA from Melampsora larici-populina 98AG31, 849 nucleotides. RefSeq lists its product as uncharacterized. The record is from RefSeq and is a predicted model, not a curated record. The coding region runs from base 1 to 849 and encodes 282 amino acids. Gene Ontology annotation, cellular component: peroxisomal membrane; cytosol. The transcript has 2 exons. Gene Ontology annotation, biological process: protein import into peroxisome matrix, docking. Gene Ontology annotation, molecular function: protein binding. Lineage: Eukaryota; Fungi; Basidiomycota; Pucciniomycetes; Pucciniales; Melampsoraceae.